AUGAACUCCAGGCAGGUGAGCCAAUCUAGUGAGUCUUCCAGCUGGAAUGAAGAGGAGGACAUAUGCAAUGCCCAAGACGAGGUAGCUGUUCAGUUCUUGUCCUAUGCAUUCAUAGAUGACAGCAUAGCUAGAGUGUUGACAAACCUGAUCUGGAAGUAUCAAAAGCAGGAGACAAUCACCAAAGCAGAUAUGCUGCGCACUUUGGGCCCUGAUUAUGAUAACGAACAAACGCCAGUAUUCAAGAAACUCUAUGAAACCAUGUGUAUGAACUUCGGCAUUGAAAUGAGGGAAGUGGACCCCACGAGCCACACUUAUGCCCUUUUGCCUAUCUUGGGCCUCACUUACAAUGGGAUAUACAGUGCUAAUUACCAGUGCCUUUCCAAAAUCGACCUCUUGAUAGUCAUCCUGACUAUCAUCUUCGUGAAAGGCAACUGUGCCAGUGAGGACGACAUCAAAGAAUACCUAAGAAAAAGGGACAUGUUAGCUCAGAAUGAUCACUUUGUUCUUAAGGAGCCCUGGAAAUUCAUCACUGAAAAAUUGGUAGAGUUAGGAUAUCUAGAGUACCGGCAGGUGGCCAACAGUGAUCCUGCUCGCUAUGAGUUCCUGUGGGGUCCAAGGGCCCACGCUGAAACCACCAAGAUGAAAGUCCUGGAGCAUUUGGCAAAGGUUAAUAGGAGAGAACCCAGUACCUACCCACGUCUGUAUGCAGAUGCUUUGGGACAGGAGCAAGAGGCUGCCCAUGCAUCAGAUAUGGACCAAUAA
Octodon degus (degu) is the source of this 762-nucleotide messenger RNA. RefSeq names its product melanoma-associated antigen B10-like. The record is from RefSeq and is a predicted model, not a curated record. NCBI's taxonomy places the organism in Eukaryota, Metazoa, Chordata, Mammalia, Rodentia, Octodontidae. Gene Ontology annotation, biological process: negative regulation of transcription by RNA polymerase II. Gene Ontology annotation, cellular component: nucleus. Bases 1 to 762 code for a protein of 253 amino acids. The transcript has a single exon.